UAAAUUUUACAUUUACGUGAGAAUAACUUUACAUGAAUUUUUAUUUGUUUGUUUUGGUUUCUACUUUUGUCAGUGUGACUCAGAAGUAGAAAAUAAAUGAACUGUAUAAGAUGGUUAAUUUGAAACAUAUAUUUCAGGAUUUUAACCCUAGUAAAUUUGUGAUAUUUUCCUGCCUGCUUGUCUUUUCAUUCCUGUUUGCUCUGAGGCUUGAUGGCACAAUAGAGUGGAGUUACUGGGUUGUGUUCUUACCUAUAUGGAUCUGGAAGUUCCUUGUCAUAUUUGGUGCAAUAAUUGGCAGUUAUGUCUGGUUCAGACAUCCUCUGUACAGGCUUGAGGGAGACAGUUUUGUGCAGUUUAAAGCAAUGAUAAUGACAACCAGUAUGCAUCUAAUGUUACUGGUUUUUGAUAUACUUGCCUGUGAUAACCUCGAGACAAACGACCACUCCUGGAUGUUUGUUUUCAUACCACUCAUGUUCAUGUCUAUUGUCUCUAUUGGAUUUUGUGUUUGGGCGAUAAAAAAUGAAAGAUCUUUUGAGCUGGAGUUGUUUUGCUCUGUAAACAUUCUACAGUUUAUAUUUAUUGCAUUGAGAUUGGACAAUGUGAUCAAGUGGAGUUGGGUGAUUGUAUUUAUACCUAUAUGGAUAGUGAUGUGUAUAUCAAUGAUUGGGGUAAUAUAUGCCAUCAUUUUGGCAAUCAUUUUGUCACGUUCGCCAGAGAUCAUCAGGGACCAAAGGCGUGGAAAUCUCACAACAGCCAUUGGAUAUUCCCUUCUAGUCAUUCCUAUGUUGAUAUUUGAAAUCCUGCUAGCAAACAGGCUGGAUGAAGACAACCAUUUCAAAUAUACAGCCAUCACAGUACCAUUAUAUAUAUCAUUGUUUACACUAGUUCUGCUUUCAUUUGGAGCAAAGGGAGGUAAUCAGUGGUGGUUUGGUGUCAGGAAGGAUUUCUGUCAGUUUUCGCUCGGCCUGUGUCCUUGUCUGCAAGAGUAUGGGAAUAUAUCCUACUCCGCGGAGACCAGUAGUGAACCGGCCACAGAAAGUGAACAUGUGACGCCCAAACAUUGGCAUAGUAAAAAGAAACCACCAGAUGAUAUACUGAAAGUUGUAGUGCCCAUUGUGUCCAUAGAAACGCCAGAUUGAUUUACAACCAUAUAUAUAUGUAUAUGGAUUUGAGCAUUGUGAAAUUCUGAAAUGAGGGACCGUUCAUUAUUUUAAACAGUAUUUAUUUGGCAUAGUGGUACAUGUGUAACAUGUACAAAAUGUUGUUAUAUAACAUGACAAUUGUGGAUCUCAGAUCAAACUAUAACAAAUAACUUACAAUGAUUUGUCGUCAGGAGACUGUUCCAUUCUUAAUUAGCGAUUACGUUAAGCUUACUAGCCAUCGGAGAACAUUUAUUUGACAGAAUCAAAAUAACAAUAUCUAAAUUAAGGUAAAACAUAGAUUGUUUUACAUGGCAAGGGACUGAGCAAAAAGCCCCAAUUAUCCAGGAUUUUGAGCCGUCCAUUUAGGAACCAAAUCAUACAGGUCAACUUACAUUGGAAAUUCAGGUCACUUAUUCUUUGUUUACACAGAACUGUGAUGUGUUAUAAAAGCACACUUGUGACAUUUUUAAAUAAUGCAUUAGAAACACUAUGUCAUAAUUAACUUACAAAAUGGCUAAAACAAGAAAUUAUGACUUGCUUAAUUUAAUACAAACAAAUUUUGAUUGAAGACUUUUUUCUCAUUUUUUUUUUAAAUUAAUGUUGUAUUCUAUGACGUGUGCAUCAGUGUUAUGACUUAUUUUUACUACCCAGAUAGCCUAGAGGUAGAGUGCUGAAAGUUGUGGGUCAUCAUGUGAAAAUUUUGACUGUUCAUUUGACAACAAUUCUCAGAAUUAUUCUUUGGGGCAUUCUAAGUUAAAUUGUUGGAUUUUCAAAAUGUAGCAAAAAAUUGUUCACAACUUCUUUAUUGAAAGAGCUGAAAUACCAAUUAAGGGGCUUGGAAUAACAAAAAAAGGCAUAUAAACUAAUUCAUGUGUAUUUUCAGAAUUGAAGAUUUCUUUUUAUCUCAGUGAUACAUGUAUAACUUUUCAGUAGUGUCUUUGAUAUAGCAAAAAGAGCAUUUUUCUUUAACCUUUCGCAAAUAAAUACUCUCAUUUUCAGCAGAAAUAUACUUGCAAACAAACAUUCUAGGAGAGAAUAUCACACAACUUUCUUUGCAUUUGAAAAUGGUGUAUUUAGCAGAUUUGCUCGUACUGCUGAACGUGCGAACAAUUUUGACACCUAAACUCAAAUUGAAUAAAUGCAUUUAAAGGGACUGUGUUACAUGUUUGUGCACUCAAGUUAUUGAUACUCUACCCAGCUGAGGUAGUUUCUUAUAGAAAAUAUAGGGAAAGUGACCGGGAGGACGUGACUGAGUCCAGGUUCUUGAGCUAGCAGAGUUUCACUGUAUAUCAGUUGUAAAAGGAAAGCAAAAAUGGAUACAUAAUUAUAUAUACUAGCAGUUUAAGAAUAUUUUUUGCAGAACUACAAAGCUUCGGACUUUUUGAAUGAGCCAGUUUAUGUUCUACAAAA
Mercenaria mercenaria is the source of this 2552-nucleotide messenger RNA. Its product is annotated as transmembrane protein 185A-like. The transcript has 7 exons. NCBI's taxonomy places the organism in Eukaryota, Metazoa, Mollusca, Bivalvia, Venerida, Veneridae. The record is from RefSeq and is a predicted model, not a curated record. Bases 111 to 1139 code for a protein of 342 amino acids.